Messenger RNA from Penicilliopsis zonata CBS 506.65, 629 nucleotides. RefSeq lists its product as hypothetical. Bases 146 to 481 code for a protein of 111 amino acids. NCBI's taxonomy places the organism in Eukaryota, Fungi, Ascomycota, Eurotiomycetes, Eurotiales, Aspergillaceae. The record is from RefSeq and is a predicted model, not a curated record. The transcript has a single exon.
GACAGGCGAUUCUGCUUCCUUUUAUACCCGUUCCCUUUCUUCUUCUUGGUCCCCUUGACAGCCUCAUCCUGCAAGUUAUUGGAAGGCCGGAUGACAGUCCCACCCAGUAUAGCUUGCAACACGGGUCCACGGACCGUCGACCGAAAUGAACAUGCGUCUGUUGACACUGAAAGCGUUUCAUGAGGAAGAAAGCGAGCAAGCGUCAGGGUUUCGCAUUUCCCCCCCUCCCCCCCGCCCAAAGGGACCACGAUUGUUGGAGUCGGAGAAUCUGCCGAACCGACUCCGUUUCAUUUCUGGAGACAUCUUAGAGUCAGAUGGUCAACGGUUACAUUCGCUUCUGUGGAUGUGGUUCUUCAUCUCCUUGACUGAAAGGGAAAUUCCUGAUCUUGUGCGGUAUAGCCAGAGGAUUUUUCAUGCAAAGAGAGGCACUGACGUACGAGUAGUUCUAUUUCUCAAUAUUCUGGUCUUGGUUCCCUUUUGAAUGGCUAGAUUAUGGCGAUAAUGAGGAGGAUGGCCGCUGAAACGACCGUGCUUCUCUCAAUCUAGUUACCAGCAUUUGACUACAAGACUAGGUAAUCACUAACUACAAUAGUCUAUCCACAAGUCAGUUAUUAAAAUCUAUACCAUGC